UCAAUUGACCAACGACAUUGCUCUCCUCCCUUACCACCGCAAAGUCCAACAUCCGAAAAGCUUAGCCGCUGCUCUGCGCUUUUAGCUUUAGGGUUUUCUUUUAUUUUCAUUUCCAGAAAAAGGGCUUCUUCAGAAGUUUCCUGAGAUUGAAGGAGAAAAUUCAGGGGAAAGGAAAUGGAAGGAAAAGAAGAGAAAAGAAAGGAAAAAGCAGCAAUUCAAGAAUCGUCAUCUGUCUAGCAAGCAAAAUCCCACAGCGCAUAUCCCUCUUCUGACCCCCUUGUCCAGGCGUAAAGUUCUCCAUCUCCUUAUCAUAUUCAUCCUCUUUCAUCUCUGUUAGCAUUUAUUUGCUCUUUUGUGAAGUAGAAAGGAAAUUGGAAUCUUGAUUGGAUAAGACAGAAAAAAGGUGGUUGUCUGAGUCUGGGGGAUUGAAAAGUGAAAUUAAUUGGUGUAUGUUGCCACUUCUUUUUUUAAAUCCGGAGAGAGAAGGGUUUUUGGGGUUUGAGUUACUUUUUUGUGAAAAGUUCGAUAUUUGCUGAGAUUUGUUGCUCUUUUGCUUGUGAAUUUGGUAAAAGUGCUCGGUUUUUGGCGUAUUGGAGCUAAAUUGAUCUGGUUUUUAGUUGGAUUCAAGAGUUUAUGGUAAAGGGUUAUGCUUUUUACUUGAAUUUGGUGCUGUUCUCGUCCUGAAAUUGGUUUUGCUUGCAGUUGAAAUUUUGAGAAUUUCUUGAAAUACUCUGAAAGGAUCUGAAGAUUGUGGAGAGUUUAUAGAGACACAUAAGUUUUAAGUUUUGCUUUGGUUCGAGCAUCAGGUGUUGUUUUGAUGCUUGAGAUGGUAGUUGUUGGAUUCACUAGCUGAAGAAGAAAAGAAAUUUGAGCUUGCACCAUUCUGUAUUUGUUGGUCGGUUCGAGGUGUUGAUAUGGAUAAUACCAAUAGGCAGAUGAAUCGGCAUACGGAUCAUUUGGGUGUGAACAAGAUAGGGAAGAACAUAAAGAAGAGUCCAAUGCACCAACCCAAUUUUACUAAUACUGCCAGGCAGCAACCUCAGCCUCAGGUGUAUAAUAUUAAUAAAAAUGAUUUUCGGAACAUGGUGCAACAGUUAACUGGUUCACCUUUGCAUAAUCAAGAACCAUCUGCACCUAGGCCUCCCCAAAAUCCCCCCAAGCCUGCAAGUAUGCGGUUGCAGAAGAUUCGGCCACCGCCCUUGACACCAAUAAAUCGACCUCCUAUGGUGAUGCAGCCUCCUGUACCAGUGCCAGCUCCCGCACAGCCUCCAGCCAGUGUUCCAUACAACAACUUCACAAGACCUCCUCUUCCCCAGUAUGGCCAACCGUCACCAACUAUGUUGCCACCCUUCACUCCUGGUGAUGCUUGGCCAAACACAGUUGAGUCUCCUAUAUCAGUUUACAUGCGAUACCUUCAAAAUUCAAUCAUAGAUUCAGGGCCAAGGCAACCUUUUCCCCAGUCAAUACCUCAAGGUCUUGGUCCAAAUCAAGCUCAGCCAUCUGCUUCUGGCUUACUUCCUAAUCCGCAUAUGCUGCCUCUCCCAUCUCCAAGAAUGAACAUGCCUCCACCACUUCCAUCUCCUCGGAUGAAUGGUCCUCCACCUUUUCCAUCUCCUAGGAUGAAUGGUCCUCCACCCUCUCUUCCUUCACCCCGAACAAAUGGUCCGCCUCCACUUUUGCCUUCCCCAACUUCUCAGUUUCUUUUGCCAUCGCCAACUGGUUUCUUAAAUUUGUUUUCUCCUAGAUCACCGUAUCCAUUGCUUUCUCCUGGUUUUCAGCACCCUCCUCCAAUGACUCCUAAUUUCUCGUUUUCUCCCAUGGCUCAGUCAGGGAUACUAGGCCCUGGGCCUCAAGUGCCUCCAUCUCCUGGUUAUGGGUUUCCUUUGUCCCCAUCUGGAUUUUUCGCGAUCCCAAGUCCAAGAUGGAGGGAUCAAUAAUAUAGGAAAGAAAGCUACUGACUUUUCUGGGGUUCUACAUAGGUUUUGCCAUGACCUUGUUGACUGAUCCCUUUGUAUUUUAGCGUCUGCUGUGAAAUGUAGCAAUUAUUUCAAUGCAAGAUAUCCUUGGAAGUAUGUAGUCUUUCCCUUUGUUUUAUCAAUACUCAUUUCAGGUUCUCUUCUCAGAGGUA
Coffea eugenioides is the source of this 2128-nucleotide messenger RNA. RefSeq names its product protein HAIKU1-like. NCBI's taxonomy places the organism in Eukaryota, Viridiplantae, Streptophyta, Magnoliopsida, Gentianales, Rubiaceae. The coding region runs from base 915 to 1937 and encodes 340 amino acids. The record is from RefSeq and is a predicted model, not a curated record. The transcript has a single exon.